AUGUACCACCAAAAAUAUCAGUCGCGAAUUCUCACGUAUUUGUACGGGGAAUCGCACUAUAUUCUCGACUAUAAAUCGAUCGAACUCGUCGUGGAUUUCCCGCAGAUGAUCGUUUUAAAUGAGUUUAACCGCGGGGAUUCGUUUUCUUUGGCAGAGCUGGAGUCGCGGACUCAUUUGCCAGAAAUCGUCCUGAAAACUGCCAUUCAGCAAUUAACCGCGGUUUCUUCCGGUCCUCUUCUGCUCACCGAUUCCACGUUUUCCACGAUUCGUGUGAAUGAAACUCCCUCGUGGAGCGGAAACCGAAUCAAUUUGGUCCCGCAGGUUUCAUUGCAGGUUCAGACCUCGACGACUUCCGCGGUUCUGCACGAAGAUCGAGCGGUGCAGUUGCUGCAAGUGGAGGCGGCGAUCGUGAAGGUGCUGAAGAAAGUGAAGUUCUCGACGCUGGAAGAUUUGCCGAAGUCGAUUUUGAGUUAUUUGCAGUACAAACCGGAAAAUGAACUGAUGCAGCAGGCGGUGGAUGUGCUGCUGAACAAGGAAUUGAUCGAGCGAGACGAGAAGGAUCCGAAUGUGUUGCGUUAUGUUGUUAAUUUGGGUGUUUGA
Blastocystis hominis is the source of this 600-nucleotide messenger RNA. RefSeq lists its product as hypothetical. Gene Ontology annotation, molecular function: ubiquitin protein ligase binding. The transcript is spliced from 3 exons. The record is from RefSeq and is a predicted model, not a curated record. Gene Ontology annotation, biological process: protein ubiquitination; ubiquitin-dependent protein catabolic process. NCBI's taxonomy places the organism in Eukaryota, Bigyra, Opalinata, Blastocystidae. Bases 1 to 600 code for a protein of 199 amino acids. Gene Ontology annotation, cellular component: cullin-RING ubiquitin ligase complex.